AUGGGCCGAAGGAACGACCCUAUCAACAACAACCAACCUACAGCAAACAUCAAGCUAAGUUCUCCGAACCGCUCGUACAGAGACGCAGUAGUCGGUGCACAGAUGGGCAGACCCAGCCAGACACCUCCCCGAUUCCAACCACCUUCCCGAUCCCAACCCGCUCCAAGACCAACUCAGCCUCCUACUCGCUCCCAACCUGCUCCAACUUCAAGUCACCACCCCGUGCACGGACAGGAACGCCCUGCACCGGCACCUGAGAAAGGCCCGACAGAAAGUAUGCCUGUCAUUUCUACCGAACCUUCAACACAGAGAACAGGACAGACGUUCGAUGCGCCAAGGGUUAGCGGCCCUAUGACCAUGCAAGAGUCAAAGUCCUCUACUUCGAAUGGCCAGACGGGGGAAGCAGCGAUCACGCCCAGACACCGUGCAGGACCCUGGAACCAGCCCCCACCCUCCGGACCUUGGAGCCGGCCCAUGUUCCAGCCUCCUCCCGUGCCCUGGGGACCCCCUCCUACGAACGCCAACUUCCCCAUCUCGCCCCGACAUCCACCGCCGAUGAACCUACCGCCCUGGCCAUGGCACCCAAGUAUGAUGUGGCCGCCGAUGUUCGCCAUGUGGUAG
Branchiostoma floridae (Florida lancelet) is the source of this 621-nucleotide messenger RNA. RefSeq names its product vegetative cell wall protein gp1-like. The transcript has a single exon. NCBI's taxonomy places the organism in Eukaryota, Metazoa, Chordata, Leptocardii, Amphioxiformes, Branchiostomatidae. Bases 1 to 621 code for a protein of 206 amino acids. The record is from RefSeq and is a predicted model, not a curated record.